AUGGAGAACUCGCUGCUGCUGCUCAGCCUGGGACUGGUUCUCACAGGAGCUUCCGAAAGCACAGUGGAGGUAACUAAAGAAGAAUUUGCGGCGAAGAAAGUGCAACAUGCCUUGGCAAAGAGUGGCCGAGAAACACAAACUGAUGAGGCGUUAAUGAACUUGACCUUGUUAGAUAAAAACACCAGUCCCAGCCUGUCCAAGGAUAUGAUGUCUUCCUCAUUACUGACAUUUAGGAAGUUACAGUAUAGAGUCUCCAAAGGAAACAGUCCGAGUAGUGACAGGGAAUGCUGCAAUGAAGUGACUAUCUGGAGAAAAGCUUCGGAAGCCAACGGCUCUUGCAAGCUGAGCAAUGACCUCACCUGUGGCACCGUGGAAGGGAUCCGUGGGGUCCAGAAGAUGCCCAGCUGCGAGUGUGGAGAGAAUCCUGGCGUAAGCUGCUGUCAGAGUGCGGAACUGGAGAAUACUGUGUGCCAGCUCCCCACGGGCAGACAGCUCCCCAGGUGCCGGUACCACAGUGUUACUUCAUUGAAGAAACUGCUGACGGUGCUGACCGGCCAUUCUCUGAUGAGCUGGUUAGUCAGUGGCUCUAAACUGUAA
Messenger RNA from Lepus europaeus (European hare), 597 nucleotides. RefSeq names its product ribonuclease A family member 11 (inactive) (gene RNASE11). The coding region runs from base 1 to 597 and encodes 198 amino acids. The record is from RefSeq and is a predicted model, not a curated record. Gene Ontology annotation, molecular function: nucleic acid binding. The transcript has a single exon. Lineage: Eukaryota; Metazoa; Chordata; Mammalia; Lagomorpha; Leporidae.